Brassica oleracea var. oleracea is the source of this 1744-nucleotide messenger RNA. RefSeq names its product amino-acid permease BAT1. The record is from RefSeq and is a predicted model, not a curated record. Gene Ontology annotation, cellular component: membrane. The coding region runs from base 73 to 1626 and encodes 517 amino acids. The transcript is spliced from 8 exons. Lineage: Eukaryota; Viridiplantae; Streptophyta; Magnoliopsida; Brassicales; Brassicaceae. Gene Ontology annotation, biological process: gamma-aminobutyric acid transport; transmembrane transport. Gene Ontology annotation, molecular function: L-lysine transmembrane transporter activity; L-alanine transmembrane transporter activity; gamma-aminobutyric acid transmembrane transporter activity.
UAUGUGUGUGUAACAGAAUAAAUAUCUCAUUCGAUUCGUACAUCUCAACAACCUUUGGAGGGAGGAGCAACUAUGGGAGGAUUCUCCGGUGAUCAGUCUUUAACUCCCUCCAUGGACUCCGGCCAAGCCCGCCUCAAGGAGCUCGGCUACAAGCAAGAGCUGAAGCGUGACCUCUCGGUCUUCUCCAAUUUCGCCAUCUCAUUUUCCAUCAUAUCUGUUCUCACGGGGAUCACUACAACGUACAACACCGGUUUGAGAUUCGGCGGCACGGUUACUCUGGUUUACGGAUGGUUCGUGGCUGGAGUGUUCACUAUGUGCGUGGGGUUGUCGAUGGCUGAGAUCUGCUCCUCGUACCCAACUUCCGGUGGUCUCUACUACUGGAGUGCUAUGCUCGCUGGCCCUCGAUGGGCUCCUCUUGCCUCUUGGUUGACCGGCUGGUUCAACAUCGUUGGUCAGUGGGCAGUUACUGCGAGCGUUGACUUCUCUCUGGCACAGCUGAUUCAAGUGAUCGUGCUUCUCUCCACCGGCGGUAAAAAUGGCGGAGGAUACCAAGGAUCGGACUAUGUAGUCAUUGCUAUCCAUGGGGGGAUCUUGUUCAUACAUGCACUUCUCAACAGCCUCCCCAUCUCCGUCUUGUCUUUCAUUGGACAGCUCGCUGCUCUCUGGAAUCUACUUGGGGUUCUGGUGCUUAUGAUCCUGAUCCCUGUGGUUUCUACCGAGAGAGCCACAACUAAGUUUGUCUUCACUAACUUCAACACUGACAAUGGACUCGGCAUUACAAGCUACGCUUACAUAUUCGUUUUGGGACUCCUCAUGAGCCAGUACACCAUCACAGGAUAUGAUGCAUCUGCCCACAUGACUGAGGAGACAAUUGACGCAGACAAGAAUGGUCCAAGAGGAAUAAUAAGUGCAAUUGGGAUAUCAAUACUGUUUGGAUGGGGUUAUAUAUUGGGCAUAAGCUAUGCUGUCACAGACAUACCUUACCUCCUGACUGAGACCAACAACUCUGGUGGGUACGCCAUCGCUGAGAUCUUCUACUUAGCUUUCAAGAGCAGGUUUGGGAGUGGUACAGGAGGAAUCGUGUGCUUAGGCAUUGUUGCUGUUGCUGUGUUUUUCUGUGGCAUGAGCUCUGUCACCAGCAAUUCUAGGAUGGCGUAUGCGUUUUCGAGAGAUGGAGCAAUGCCAUUUUCUCCCUUAUGGCACAAAGUGAACAGCAGAGAGGUUCCUGUUAACGCGGUUUGGCUCUCUGCUUCCAUAUCGUUCUGUAUGGCCCUCACCUCACUGGGGAGUAUAGUGGCGUUCCAAGCAAUGGUGUCGAUAGCAACCAUUGGACUGUACAUAGCAUACGCAUUACCGAUCUUUUUGAGAGUGACGCUGUCACGCAAAACCUUUGUGGCUGGACCAUUCAGCCUAGGGAGGUACGGAAACGUUGUCGGGUGGGUGGCAGUCAUAUGGGUUGCAACCAUCUCCGUCCUCUUCUCACUUCCCGUGGCAUAUCCCAUAACGGCGGAGACACUUAACUACACUCCAGUGGCAGUGGCUGGCUUGUUGGCCAUAAUCCUCUCGUACUGGCUUAUAAGCGCCCGCCAUUGGUUUACUGGUCCAGUUUCCAACAUUCUUAGCUGAAACAACUUUAUAGUAUUUUGGGGUUGUUUCAUGUUUGUUUUCUUAUUUAUAUAUAGUAAAGGCAUUCAAGAUGUAAUCUACCGUUUGAUAUAUACAAACAAACAAUCAUCUUCUCCUU